This is a messenger RNA of Gorilla gorilla gorilla (western lowland gorilla), 3219 nucleotides long. It is a transcript of the gene RNF220, whose product is annotated as ring finger protein 220. The record is from RefSeq and is a predicted model, not a curated record. Gene Ontology annotation, molecular function: ubiquitin protein ligase activity; metal ion binding. Bases 486 to 2264 code for a protein of 592 amino acids. The transcript is spliced from 15 exons. Lineage: Eukaryota; Metazoa; Chordata; Mammalia; Primates; Hominidae. Gene Ontology annotation, biological process: protein ubiquitination.
AGUGCUCAGAGUGCCUGUAUGUGUGUGAGUGUGAGAGAAUGUGUGCGUGCGUGUGUGUGUGCGCGCGUGUGUGUCUCCGAGUCCCUGGGAGAGUGGAGGCUCAUUCACUGAUUAGAUCCAGCGCUGAGAGGCAGCACUGCUCCUUCUCUCACGCCAACCGAGUCUCUUGAUCUGUACAUGCAAUCCCAGGCAGCUCGCGAACACAAACCCGGGGCCAGCCGCCUAUUGCUGCUGCUGCCGCUGCCGCCGCCGCCGCCGCCGCUGCCUCCGCCGGCUCUGCGAACCUGGGACUUUUCAUGCACCACACUCUCCGCCUGCUUCCCUCCGUGUCCUGAAAAGUGCGACCGUUCUCCCAAGGAAUUUCCACGGUCUUAGGAGGGAAUGAUUCCCCAGUAAUAUUCCCUGCCCUGACCCAAAGUGCUGGUUGGCCUCCCUCCCAGGGAAGACUGCUUCUUGUGUAACGCCGGCCACAGAAAGAGACUCCGAUGGACUUACACCGGGCAGCCUUCAAGAUGGAGAACUCAUCCUACCUUCCCAACCCUCUGGCGUCCCCAGCACUGAUGGUCCUGGCAUCCACGGCUGAGGCCAGCCGUGAUGCUUCCAUCCCUUGUCAGCAGCCACGACCCUUUGGUGUACCUGUCUCAGUUGACAAGGACGUGCAUAUUCCUUUCACCAACGGUUCCUAUACCUUUGCCUCUAUGUAUCAUCGGCAAGGUGGGGUGCCAGGCACUUUUGCCAAUCGUGAUUUCCCCCCUUCUCUACUACACCUCCACCCUCAAUUUGCUCCCCCAAAUCUAGAUUGCACCCCAAUCAGUAUGCUGAAUCAUAGUGGUGUGGGGGCUUUCCGGCCCUUUGCCUCCACCGAGGACCGGGAGAGCUAUCAGUCAGCCUUUACGCCGGCCAAGCGACUUAAGAACUGCCAUGACACAGAGUCUCCCCACUUGCGCUUCUCAGAUGCAGAUGGCAAGGAAUAUGACUUUGGGACACAGCUGCCAUCUAGCUCCCCCGGUUCACUAAAGGUUGACGACACUGGGAAGAAGAUUUUUGCUGUCUCUGGCCUCAUUUCUGAUCGGGAAGCCUCAUCUAGCCCAGAGGAUCGGAAUGACAGAUGUAAGAAGAAAGCAGCGGCAUUGUUCGACAGCCAGGCCCCAAUUUGCCCCAUCUGCCAGGUCCUGCUGAGGCCCAGUGAGCUGCAGGAGCAUAUGGAGCAGGAACUGGAGCAGCUAGCCCAACUGCCCUCGAGCAAGAAUUCCCUUCUGAAGGAUGCCAUGGCUCCAGGCACCCCCAAGUCCCUCCUGUUGUCUGCUUCCAUCAAGAGGGAAGGAGAGUCUCCAACGGCAUCACCCCACUCAUCUGCCACCGAUGACCUCCACCAUUCAGACAGAUACCAGACCUUUCUGCGAGUACGAGCCAACCGGCAGACCCGACUGAAUGCUCGGAUUGGGAAAAUGAAACGGAGGAAGCAAGAUGAAGGGCAGGUAUGUCCCCUGUGCAACCGCCCCCUGGCAGGAUCGGAGCAGGAGAUGAGUAGGCAUGUGGAGCAUUGCCUUUCUAAGAGGGAAGGCUCCUGCAUGGCUGAGGAUGAUGCUGUGGACAUCGAGCAUGAGAACAACAACCGCUUUGAGGAGUAUGAGUGGUGUGGACAGAAGCGGAUACGGGCCACCACUCUCCUGGAAGGUGGCUUCCGAGGCUCUGGCUUCAUCAUGUGCAGCGGCAAAGAGAACCCGGACAGUGAUGCUGACUUGGAUGUGGAUGGGGAUGACACUCUGGAGUAUGGGAAGCCACAAUACACGGAGGCUGAUGUCAUCCCCUGCACAGGCGAGGAGCCUGGUGAAGCCAAGGAGAGAGAGGCACUUCGGGGCGCAGUCCUAAAUGGUGGCCCUCCCAGCACACGCAUCACACCUGAGUUCUCUAAAUGGGCCAGUGAUGAGAUGCCAUCCACCAGCAAUGGUGAAAGCAGCAAGCAGGAGGCCAUGCAGAAGACCUGCAAGAACAGCGACAUCGAGAAAAUCACCGAAGAUUCAGCUGUGACCACGUUUGAGGCUCUGAAGGCUCGGGUCAGAGAACUUGAACGGCAGCUAUCUCGUGGGGACCGUUACAAAUGCCUCAUCUGCAUGGACUCGUACUCGAUGCCCCUAACGUCCAUCCAGUGUUGGCACGUGCACUGCGAGGAGUGCUGGCUGCGGACCCUGGGUGCCAAGAAGCUCUGCCCUCAGUGCAACACGAUCACAGCGCCCGGAGACCUGCGGAGGAUCUACUUGUGAGCUAUCUGCCCCAGGCAGGCCUCGCCUCCAGCAGCCCCACCUGCCCCCAGCCUCUGUGACAGUGACCGUCUCCCUUUGUACAUACUUGCACACAGGUUCCCCAUGUACAUACAUGCACAUACUCAAACAUGCGUACACACACACACACACAUUUACACAUGCAGGACUCUGAAGCCAGAGUAGAGGCUGUGGCCCAGGCACUACCUGCUGGCUCCCACCUAUGGUUUGGGGGCCAUACCUGUUCCAGCUCUGUUCCCAGGGUGGGGCAGGGAGGUGGGGGUUGGGGGAGUAGUGGGGCACGGCUCCUAAGAUCCAGCCCCCAUACUGACAGACGGACAGACAGACAUGCAAACACCAGACUGAAGCACAUGUAAUAUAGACUGUGUAUGUUUACAAUGUUGUGUAUAAAUGGGACAACUCCUCGCCCUCUACCUGUCCCCUCCCCCUUUGGUUGUAUGAUUUUCUUCUUCUUUUUUAAGAACCCCUGGAAGCAGUGCCUCCUUCAGGGUUGGCUGGGGGCUCGGCCCAUCCACCUCUUGGGGUACCUGCCUCUCCCUCUCCUGUGGUGUCCCUUCCCUCUCCCAUGUGCUCGGUGUUCAGUGGUGUAUAUUUCUUCUCCCAGACAUGGGGCACACGCCCCAAGGGACAUGAUCCUCUCCUUAGUCUUAGCUCAUGGGGCUCUUUAUAAGGAGUUGGGGGGUAGAGGCAGGAAAUGGGAACCGAGCUGAAGCAGAGGCUGAGUUGGGGGGCUAGAGGACAGUGCUCCUGGCCACCCAGCCUCUGCUGAGAACCAUUCCUGGGAUCAGAGCUGCCUUUCCCAGGGAAAAAGUGUCGUCUCACCGACCCUCCCGUGGGCCCUAUGGUGUGAUGCUGUGUCUGUAUAUUCUAUACAAAGGUACUUGUCCUUUCCCUUUGUAAACUACAUUUGACAUGGAUUAAACCAGUAUAAACAGUU